AUGGCUUCAAUAACCAGUAAGUUGUAUUUUCAUAUUAUUAAAAGAAAUAAUGACGAAUUUAAAUUAGCGGGCAUAUCGGAAAAUAAAGAAACAUGGUAUGUCCUACCUGAAGAGAUGAAAGAUUUAAGUUUGCACGAAGCUCUAUCUACGAAGCGAGCAAUAAUAAAUACAAUUAAUUCUAUCAAACCUAUCAAUGGUUAUUGCAAAAUUUGCAUCAAACUCGACGAUGAAUUGAGAAAAGAAUAUUACGACAAAGACGAAAAUCUAUGUUUUUUAGAUAAUAUGUGGUUCUUUAAUGACUAUGCCUUAGCGAAAGAAAACCUAUGUUUAGAAAUUGAAAUGUCGAGAAUAAACAUGAUCGUUAUGGGCCUUCCUGUAGAAAUACAAAACCAGCUUGAUAGAGAAGAAAUAACGACCAUUGAGAAACUGUCCAAAGAACUAACAAAAAUUGAUGAAUGUGUUUCUAACAUCAAGCCAAAAUAUGACAAUAAAUUUUUAAGUAAUGAAAUAUCAUACAAUACGGACGUCAAGACAAAGCAACUUUAUCAACACAGAGAUAUGAAAAUGUAG
Helobdella robusta is the source of this 570-nucleotide messenger RNA. RefSeq lists its product as hypothetical. The coding region runs from base 1 to 570 and encodes 189 amino acids. NCBI's taxonomy places the organism in Eukaryota, Metazoa, Annelida, Clitellata, Rhynchobdellida, Glossiphoniidae. The transcript has 2 exons. The record is from RefSeq and is a predicted model, not a curated record.